AUGGACUCGAACCUGACCUUUCAGGAGCGUUUAAAAACCCAGCUUAAUAAGGCAUAUGCUAAGACAAACCUUUACGUAGAAUUAGACGUUUAUUCCAGUGCAUACAAGCGGCAAACAGAGAAAGACGAGCAAGACGAGCAAGACGAGCAAGACGAGCAAGACGAGCAAGACGAGCAAGACGAGCAAGACGAGCAAGACGAGCAAGACGAGCAAGACGAGCAAGACGAGCAAGACGAGCAAGACGAGCAAGACGAGCAAGACGAGCAAGACGAGCAAGACGAGCAAGACGAGCAAGACGAGCAAGACGAGCAAGACGAGCAAGACGAGCAAGACGAGCAAGACAAAGAGUCAUUCAGAAUCAGCAAAAAACCUUCCGAUCCUACUACUGUGGUGCUUGGAGUAAACAGCGACCGACUUGAGUGGCGGUAUUCUGAUGCACCGUGA
Molecule: messenger RNA, 444 nt
Organism: Pocillopora verrucosa
Lineage: Eukaryota; Metazoa; Cnidaria; Anthozoa; Scleractinia; Pocilloporidae
Source: RefSeq, a predicted model, not a curated record